AUGUCCGCAGCGGAGCGGACCAGCGACAGACUGCGGAGAUAAACAAACACACGCAGCGGGGACGUUCGUGCCUCCAGAGCAGAGGGCAGCCACUGUGACAGUUCCUACUCACAUCCCGGAGCCCUGACCUUGUGCCGGGGACGACAUUAGCGUUCAGAAUCGAGUGACUGACCAGUAUUGCACCCUCCUUCUCCCCCUCUCCUGAACACGGAGCAGCUUGUUUGACACAUUAAGGUCCGGCGGCGGCGGAACAUGACCGAGCUGAGGAAGCGAGGAGGCGGCGUCGGAGAAGCGGAGAGCCCCGAGAAUAUCAGCGAUAAGGAGGCUGAGGGCGAUGACAGGCUGGGCCUGCCUGGUGACACAGAGGGAGAAUGUGAUGCUGACUGCAAAGCUGACACUCCAGAUGUUCCCCUGUCCACAGCAGACACAGACAACACUCCACAAUGCCUGAACAAAGCUCUGGAGGGGCUGCCGCCGAGAUGGAAGAACUACUGGAUACGAGGGGUUCUGUCUUUAGCCAUGAUAUCUGGCUUUUUUGUCAUGAUAUAUUUGGGUCCAAUCACUCUAAUAUUGGUGGUCAUGACGGUCCAAAUCAAGUGUUUCCAGGAAAUCAUCACGAUUGGCUACAGAUUUUAUCAUUCCUAUGAGCUUCCUUGGUUCCGGACACUCAGCUGGUACUUCCUUAUCUGUGUCAACUACUUCUUCUAUGGAGAAACCCUUGCUGAUUACUUUGGAGCACUGGUGCAGAGGGAGGAGCCGCUGCAGUUCCUGGCUCGAUAUCACCGGUUCAUCUCCUUUGCAUUGUACCUGGCAGGUUUCUGCAUGUUUGUGCUGAGUUUAGUGAAGAGACAUUACCGCCUGCAGUUUUAUAUGUUUGCUUGGACCCAUGUGACCCUGUUGAUUGUGGUUGGUCAGUCCCACCUUGUCAUUCAGAACCUGUUUGAAGGAAUGAUCUGGUUCAUCGUCCCGAUCUCCAUCGUCAUCUGCAACGACAUCAUGGCCUACCUGUUCGGGUUCUUCUUAGGACGGACUCCUCUCAUCAAGCUCUCACCCAAGAAGACCUGGGAGGGCUUCAUCGGUGGCUUCUUCUCCACCGUGGUUUUUGGUUUCCUUCUGGCGUACCUGCUGUCCCAGUUCCAGUACUUUGUGUGUCCCGUGGGCUUCAACAGCGAGACAAACGGCUUCACGGUGGAGUGUGAGCCCUCCGAUCUUUUUGUGAUGCAAGAGUACAAGCUUCCUGCCGUCAUCCAGAACACACUGCGAUGGAAAACAGUGAACUUGUACCCGUUCCAAAUCCACAGCAUCUGCCUCUCCUCUUUUGCCUCCCUCAUUGGGCCCUUUGGUGGAUUCUUUGCCAGCGGGUUCAAGCGCGCCUUCAAAAUAAAAGACUUUGCCAGCACCAUCCCUGGACACGGUGGCAUCAUGGACCGGUUCGACUGUCAGUACUUGAUGGCCACAUUCACGCAUGUUUACAUCGCCAGCUUCAUCCGGGGUCCGAAUCCAAGCAAAGUCCUGCAGCAGCUGUUGAUGUUGCAGCCCGAACAGCAGCUCAGCAUCUUCCACACGCUCCACUCUCACCUGAAGGAAAACAACAUGCUGCCACCUGCUGGCGGCCAGGCGGAAUGAGCCCGUGUCGUCAUGAGCGUGUGUGCGGUGUUGGCUUGGAGCUGCGUGCACACACACACACACUGGCUUUGAGAAGUGUGUGUGCCUGUUUGUCCUCCCUCCAGCACAUUAAAUGUCACUCUUGAGUCUCCUCCAGACUUUCCAACCUUUGCUUUCCUGGACCGGCGCCACCUUCAGGACUAAACUGUCUAAGCACACAGCUUCUGUCAGCACAGGAGGACGAGCGGGCGCAGCACUGACAUUAGCAGAACUGAUCAUAGAAGCUUCCAGACGCAGCUGAACCUGGACCCGCGCUGCAGACCAAAGCUCCAGCCUGCUGCGUCUCUCCGGGUGAGUGAAGAACUGACCCGGCGCCGGACGUCUAACGCUCUCAUGUAGCAUGUGACCCAGACGAAGCCUCCUCAUCGUCUUCCUCACUUCAGCCUCUAGGUCGUCUAACUCGCACAUGAAACUACAGCAUCAGUGUUGUACAUAAGAUAUAGUGAGAUAUAUUUAGCAGAACAAAUAUAUAGUCCUGAUCAGCUGCCACAUUUUGACCGCCAGAUGGAUUGUUUGGUUUUGUGACCUGCACAAAGCAGGCGAGUGGUCAUAAUGUUUCGGCUCAUCGGUGUAGUUGCUUUUUGGCAAGUGAUAUGCAAAAACAUACUGACUCGUUUGUGAAGCUUUGCAUGAACAAAUGAGAUGAUUUGGGGUUUGGGAAGGGGUGGAGAGUCGAAGGCUGCUUCCUUAGAAACACGAGACGCAGCGAGAGCUUUUGGGAAACGCUUUGUUCAGACAGAGGAGUCUACAACUGAGAGGGACAGCUCCACAGACGGUGCACAUAUCAUUUGAUCUGUGAAUACAGUCGAAACAUUUUGGAUCAUCAAUCCAUCCUGACACAUCAACUGGCUUCUCUUGCGGUUCUACUCUUGAGUCUCUCCUGGAUCAGAGCUCUGGUCUCGGACAGAGAAUUGAGCUCAUCUCAUUUCUUAAUGGGUUUCCUGUCCUACUAACUAAAAGCUCAUGACUCAGAACUGAUUUUGUCAAUAAUCUCAGUCAAACUCCCAGAGUGAACAUCUGCUUCCUGCUGGUUUGAACGGCCUCAGACAUGGAGGUGCUGAUCCUCCUCCCUGUCACUUCACACUCUUUGAGACACAGAACUCAGAAAGACAGGUGUGACUCCACAGCGAGUCCAGUGGCGGAGCGUUUCCCAGAAUUCCUCUGUGCUUCUUGUCUCAGCUGGUGAUUUUAGCUGCACUGUCGCUUUAAAUGCUGUUUUAGAUUCUAUUUAUGCAUCGAUCACAAAGUGUGAAUGUAAAAGAGAUUUAAUAUUGAAAUAUUUAACCCGAGAGCCGGUUAGUUCUGUUAGCAAUACUUCUCUUAUGCAAGACCAGACGAGUCCAGAAUGACUGUUGUUUACCAAAGUUGAUCAACACCGCCUUCCUCCUGUGAGGGGGGAGAGCACCCGAACUCCUGGUCAAGGUUCUGACCCGGAGUUCUGAUGUCGACGGCCCGUGCAAUGUCUUUUUAUUUAUCGUGUUUCUCGAAUCUUAAUUUAUUUUUGUUUCUUUCCGUGUGACUGCGGGUGGAUCAGUGGGACCAGCCGGAUCGUACUGUACAACUCUUUUCUUUUUUUUCCGACACUCGCGGUGAAAUCUGAAGUUACGAAGCCAAUCUGACCAAAAUCCAGAGAACAGGAUGUUGUUUUGGGGACAUGUGCCACCUAAAAGAGAAAAAUGGAUUGAAAUAUGUAAAUCAUGACAUACAAAGAAUUCAGGUGGUUGAUAUUGUUUGUUAUUAUUGCUACCAAGCAUUGUGCUUUAAUGCUGAAGUUAAACCACCCAAAGUACAAAUUAAUGUACAAAUAUAUCUGCGUAAUCCAAAAAUCUGUCUUCAUUUGAAGUCAUUUAAAAAUAAUGUAUUUUAAAAAGUAAUGAACUAAAUCAAUUCUAUAUUAUCUAUAUAUACGUUAACCUGAAUUUGAAUCUUAAGAGAACAAUUGUAUUUACUAACUUAAAUACACGAUUAGCAGAAAUGUGAGUGUCAUUUGUCACAUAUUCAACAUCCUCCACCUCCUCAUAGUUUUGCAUUUGUUGAUCUGCAAAGAGCCAACGUGUGUCAGGCGAGGAAAACAUGAGCAUAAAGAAUUUCAAAACGAUAUUUGAAGCUCUAAAACACAUUGAAAAAUUGUUGAUUUAUAAGUAAUAUGAAUAAGUGUUCAGGUGGGCUCAUGAUUUGGGAUUUUACACACUUGUAGAGGGAAAAAGAGAAGGGUUUUCAGAUGACGCACUGUACGUUUUAUUUAUUUUAUUUUCCUGUUGAUUUGUGUUUUCUGACGAGACGCAGAAGGUUUUGGAUCAGAGUUGAAGAGCUUGAUCUUGUGACUUGUCGACUGUAUGGGGUCAAUAAAGGUUUUGUUUUCUCCA
Messenger RNA from Synchiropus splendidus (mandarinfish), 4031 nucleotides. RefSeq names its product CDP-diacylglycerol synthase (phosphatidate cytidylyltransferase) 1 (gene cds1). The coding region runs from base 253 to 1626 and encodes 457 amino acids. Gene Ontology annotation, cellular component: endoplasmic reticulum membrane. The transcript is spliced from 13 exons. Gene Ontology annotation, molecular function: phosphatidate cytidylyltransferase activity. NCBI's taxonomy places the organism in Eukaryota, Metazoa, Chordata, Actinopteri, Syngnathiformes, Callionymidae. The record is from RefSeq and is a predicted model, not a curated record.